AUGCGAGCUGUCCUCAAGAUGUCCUGGUCUCUGAUCCUGAUGCUAUUGAGCGAUCACUUUAUUCCUACGACCCACGCAGCCUUCAUACCCAUGCCACACCCCGUCAGGCGAGACAUUGCUGCGGGUCAAUCUGUCCAAUCACACAAGCUGUCGACAGAGGCGUUACUGACGCUUAUCGGCGUAUGCGUGGCUGUCUUGGGCAUAGCGCUCGCUCUUGUACAAACCUGGUCUAGCCUCAAAAUGGGAUGGGGAAUGGGCAGAUCUCGACGCUUCUAUCUAUACCAGCGCUCUCGUUCUCUCCAUACGGCUGGCUCUGCGAUCACCCUUGUUGGCGCUUACGAGGAUCCCGCUGUCCCUGUCCACCCGGCUGAGUCUUGGACCCACAGCUCGAACGGCGAUGAGAUACCACGACCGCAACGCGUCCAGUCGUGCUACACUGAGCAACAACGUGCACUGAUGCGGCGCACACACAUGUCUUGA
Alternaria alternata is the source of this 480-nucleotide messenger RNA. RefSeq lists its product as hypothetical. The record is from RefSeq and is a predicted model, not a curated record. The transcript has 2 exons. Bases 1 to 480 code for a protein of 159 amino acids. NCBI's taxonomy places the organism in Eukaryota, Fungi, Ascomycota, Dothideomycetes, Pleosporales, Pleosporaceae.